AUGUCCUCGAGAUACAUUUCAUUAUUGAAGUCAAUUGGAAGUAACAUUGCUAUCUAUGGUGGCUUUGUAGUUUUGUUGAUGGGUGUCAUCGGCGGACUUCUAAAUCUAACAGUAUUUCUCACUCUUCGAACAUUUCGGCGAAAUUCAUGUGCAUUGUACCUGACCAUAAUGUCGAUAUUCAAUAUUGGCCAAUUAUGCACGGGUCUGUUGCCUCGUAUUUUUCUAUAUGCUUAUGGCAGCGAUGGAACAGGCGCCUCUUUGUUUUAUUGUAAAUUUCGCUUAUAUUUCUCUCACAUAUGUGUAAUGAUAUCGCUGACAUGUUUUUGUCUUGCCACGAUUGACCAGUAUUGUGCUACAGCUCAUUGGGCAUGUUUAAAAAGAAUGUGUCACUUUCGCGUAGCUUUAUCCUUGGUCUUCGUAUUCAGUUUAGUUUGGAUUUUACACGGUAUACCGUAUGCAGUUUUUAACAAUCAUGUCAUUGCAAAUGGAACAAAUAAAGUUAGUUGCGAAAUGACAAAUGCAUUCUACAUCCAAUAUCGCACUUAUUUCAUUGUUUUAAUUCUUCUCGGCUUCUUACCAUUCUCUGUAACAGCAAGUUUUGGCUCAAUGUCCUAUGGAAAUAUUCGUCGAACAUCACGUGAUACUGUUCCUAUUGCUCGACGAGAAUUAGAUAAACAGCUGACUGUUAUGGUUUUGGUACAAGUACUGGCGAAUUUCUUUACACUUUUACCGUAUACAAUUGUAAAUAUUUUAUCAUUGAAUGCUGAGAGGAGCGAUGAUCGUCUUUUUCGAGCGAAACUCCAGCUAGCUUCUCAUAUUACUCUAAUGCUUUACUAUGUUUAUUACGCUAACUCAUUUUAUGUAUAUGUUUGCACAUCGAAAAGAUUUCGUCGUCAGUUGAUUUAUGUUCUAUUUCGAAUUCCACUAACUCAAAGUCAACAAUGGAUGCGAAAACUCACCAAUCAAAUAAUACCUCAAUAA
Molecule: messenger RNA, 981 nt
Organism: Adineta ricciae
Lineage: Eukaryota; Metazoa; Rotifera; Eurotatoria; Adinetida; Adinetidae
Source: the annotation of a GenBank genome assembly